AUGAUCACCAUACGACGCCGCCGCCCCGCGAGGCCUUUAAUUUAUCUGGGCAUCGCCCUUACACUGCUGUUUUUCUGGCAUACCGGUCUUCCCGCCGGCUGGGCCGCCGGCACCAUCAGCUACAACGGCAUCCGCUACCGCAAGUCCAGCUACGACUGGGCGGGCCUAAAACUCGAAUAUCCGCUCGAGAAGCCACUGCGUACGCCUCCGAGAGGCACACCCGUCGAACUACCAAAAGUUCAGUACGAUUUCGGCGGCAGCGAGAAGCGAAGGGGGAACAAGGCGAUCAAGAAACUUUCUCACGACGAGAACGGCGACAGCGAUCGGGAGAAGCAGAGCGAGUCGAGACGGGCCGCGGUGGUCCACGCUUUCCGGCGCAGCUGGGCGAGCUACAAGGAGAAUGCGUGGACGUGGGACGAGCUGACUCCCGUAUCGGGCCAUGGCAGAACCACGUUUGGCGGCUGGUCGGCCAGUCUGGUCGAUGGCCUCGACACCCUGUGGAUCAUGGGAAUGCACGACGAAUUCCGCCGGGCCGUCCGCACCGUUGCGCUGAUUGACUGGUCCAAUACUACGGAGACGGCCGCCAACAUGUUUGAGACGACGAUUCGCCACCUGGGUGGUCUCAUCAGCGCUUAUGACUUGAGCGGCGAGCCGGCUUUGCUAGCCAAGGCCGUUGAGCUGGGUGACAUGUUGUAUGUGGGCUUUGAUACCCCGAAUCGCAUGCCGCCUUUCUGGUUCAAAUUCUCCGACGCCAAGUACGGCACGCAAAAGGUGGGCGAGCGCGAGUCCUCGGCUGCGGGGUGCUCGCUCUCCCUGGAGUUUACCCGCCUGUCCCAGCUGACGGGCGAUGCGAAAUACUACGACGCCACGGAGCGAGUGAAGGAGUUCCUCGUCAUGACGCAGAAGCGAAGCAAGCUGCCCGGCAUGUGGCCAAUGUACAUGAACUACCGCGACGAAACGGUGGAAGACGGUUCCUUUACAAUCGGCGCCCAGGCUGACUCCCUCUACGAGUAUCUGCCAAAGAUGCAUGCCCUGCUUGGCGGUCUCGACAGCGAGUACGGGAAGCUCACAGUCGACUCUUUUGAUAUCAUUGGCAAACACAUCCUCUUCAGGCCCAUCCUUCCUAAUAAUACAGACAUCCUCAUCCCGGGCAACGCCUUUGCCCACGGCGACAACGUCGAACUGACGCCCGAGGCGCAGCACCUGGGCUGCUUCGCCGGCGGCAUGUACGGCCUCGCCGGCAAGCUCCUGGGCCGGGACUCGUAUGUCACCAUCGGCGAGAAGAUCUCCCGCGGCUGUGCCUGGGCGUACGAGGUCUUCCCGACGGGUAUCAUGCCCGAGAUUAUGACCUUUUACCCUUGCAACGAGCCGGACCACGGCCCCUGCGAGUGGGACCAGAAGUCGCACGGCAGCAAGAGCGACGUUCCCGGCGGCGUGAAACAGGUCCGCGACGGCCGGUACAUGCUCCGCCCGGAGGCCAUUGAGAGCAUCUUUUACAUGUACCGCAUCACUGGCGACGACGAGUGGCGCGAAGUUGCUUGGACAAUGUUCCAGAGCAUCCGGCGCGCGACUGAGACGCCGCUGGCGUAUUCGGCCAUUGCCGACGUGAAUGUCCAACCCGCGCAGACGACCAAGACGGACUCGAUGGAGAGCUUUUGGUUCGCUGAGACGCUCAAGUAUUUUUACCUCAUCUUCUCGCCGCCCGACGUUAUCAAUCUCGAUGAGUGGGUGCUCAACACCGAGGCGCACCCCUUUAAGCGGCCCAGGAAGACGGACCGCUUCGAGACGGAUGCGGAGUCUCGGGGCCAUUUAAAGUAG
Molecule: messenger RNA, 1818 nt
Organism: Colletotrichum orchidophilum
Lineage: Eukaryota; Fungi; Ascomycota; Sordariomycetes; Glomerellales; Glomerellaceae
Product: glycosyl hydrolase family 47
Exons: 1
Coding region: 1-1818 (605 amino acids)
Biological process (GO): N-glycan processing; carbohydrate metabolic process
Cellular component (GO): endoplasmic reticulum; Golgi membrane
Molecular function (GO): mannosyl-oligosaccharide 1,2-alpha-mannosidase activity; calcium ion binding
Source: RefSeq, a predicted model, not a curated record